AUGGUGGCCACCGCCAAACUCAUCCGUCUCCGCCACCCCAAACUCCAUUCCUUCUCCCAGCCUUGCCGAAAUCCCUACCGCUUCUUCUCCUCAUCUUCCAAACCCGACUCCAAUGCCGCCACAUCCCGACCCGAUACGGAAUCCGAAUCCAAAUCCAAAUCGGAAACCCAAUCUCAAUCCCCAUUCUCCUCAUAUUUCAGCGAUGUGAAAGCGAGUCUACAAAAAGAAUCCUUAAAUCAGAAUCGCGCUCAAAUCCCCCACAAAACGCCGUCGUUUUCAAAUUCCACUCCUCAAACGACUAAAAUCGCUUCAUUGGAAGAAAUCCGUAAAAACCUCUCCGAGUUUCGCCGCCGCUCCGCCACUCCGCCGUCAUCAUCGUCCGCUGCUUCGCCUUCUUCCCAUUCCGGUCAACCCAUAUCAUUCCGAGAGCUCUAUAAAAGAAAUGUCCUUCCAAAAACUGAAGAUUCUGGUUCCGGUUCUUCAGAUUCGACUGCGAACCCUGCGGGAGCCGCCGCAGCUGGUGGGAAACUCGCUUUUAAUGCAAUUCGUGAGAGCCUCCGUCAGCUCCGGUCCAAUUCCCCAAUUAGACAAACUGAUUCUGGUGGGAAGGCCGGUGAUUCUAUGUCACUUUCGAGGUUUAAGGACAGCUUGAAGUUGAAACCUGUGGGUCCAAAUGCGCAGGAACCCCAAAUGAUGAUUGGGGGCAGUGAUAGUUUGCCUGCCUCGAUAUUUGGGAAGGAGAAAAGGGAUGGUGAUAAAGCCGGCCCUGCAACGAGGACUGAAUUUGUCAAGAUGUACAAAUAUGAAGAGUUGGGGGAAAAGCUGAAGAUGUUGAGGCCCGAGAAGAAGAAGGGAAACUGGUUCUCACUGCAGGAGCUGAACGAGAGGCUCAUGAAGCUGAGAGAGAUUGACGAGAAGGAGAGCGAGACAAGGACUGGGGGUGUCAAUUUCAUUGACUUGAGAGAGAGUCUUGAGCGGUUGAAGAUGUCAGAUGAUGAGAAAGCCAGAAAGAAAACAAUGCAGAGACUUAAUGUUUUGGGUCAGCUCGGUGGAACCCCAAGCUUCAUGCUGUCACCUCCAAAGGACCACUUAGUUGAGAAGUAUUUUCAUCCUGAUAACAUGUCAUCUGCUGAGAAACUAGCUCUGGAACUUGAAAAAGUCAGAGGUGAAUUUAAAACGUCAGAGUCAGAUUGUGGUUCUGCUCGUGUUCAAGUGGCACAACUCACAACAAAGAUUAAACAUCUGGAUAGUGUUCUGCAUAAAAAGGAUAAGCAUUCUCGGAGGGGGCUUGAGCUAAUGGUCGAGAGGAGGAAGAAAUUGGUGAGGUAUCUCAGACGGACGGACUUUGAUUCUUACUGCCUCGUUUUAUCUAAACUUGGUAUUCGGGACCAGACCGAGCCUAAACUGUACAAGUAUCUCGUACCGAGGGAGAGGCUUAAUACUGCUUCCAAAAAGAAGAAAGGAAAAAGGGGAAAAGGAAGACUAAGGAAUUAA
Molecule: messenger RNA, 1494 nt
Organism: Fraxinus pennsylvanica
Lineage: Eukaryota; Viridiplantae; Streptophyta; Magnoliopsida; Lamiales; Oleaceae
Source: the annotation of a GenBank genome assembly